CGACUCGGAAAAAAGGGACGAAGAAGUCGGACGCGUUCAGGCGCAGCGCACUACUUCUCCCCGAGAGAAACACCGGCGAGCAAUAAUAAAUGGCGUCAUAGCCACGGACCUUCCUCCCCCAAGCGGAUCACACCACCAACCCCCCGCCGCCUUCCUCCUCCUCGCCGACCGACCCCGCCCGCCCGCGACCGCACGCGUCAACCCGCCCCCCACCGCCGGUGCUCCUGCGACCGCCGCGGGUGAGGCGGAGAUCCAUCCGUCCAUCUGAGCUCCUACUGACUCGACGCCGCUCCGAGGAUUUGUUUCGGGGGCUCAGGUUCAGCGCAAGUGGCUGGACCCCCCAUGCCACACGUGAACGCCAAGGUGUCGGCGGUGGCGGCGACGGGGAUGUCCGCCGUGCCUGCGGCCGCGGCGCCGCCGUCGCCGAGGAGGUGGGAGGGGGUGGACCCGGCGCUGGAGAGGAUGGUGCUGCGCGCGUGCCUGGACCAGGCCCCCGAGCGCCGCCGCGUGCGCGAGGCCUUCAAGGACGUGCAGCUCAGCAUUGACCACUGCCUCUUCAAGGCACAAUACAGUGACAUUGGAACAAAAGAGUCAUAUGAGCGGAACUCCAGAGGUGUGGAGAUAUUCUCAAAAUGUUGGUUUCCGGAGAACCAUCGUAUGAAAGCAAUUGUUUGUCUCUGCCAUGGUUAUGGAGACACCUGUACCUUUUUCCUUGAUGGGAUUGCUAGGAAGAUUGCUUCGGCUGGAUAUGGAGUAUUUGCAUUGGACUACCCUGGUUUUGGUCUUUCUGAAGGACUUCAUGGAUAUAUUCCAAGUUUUGAUACUCUUGUUGACGAUGUUGCUGAACAUUUUGCUAAGAUCAAAGGGAAUCCUGAAUACAGAGAUCUCCCAAGCUUUCUGUUUGGCCAAUCUAUGGGUGGUGCAGUUGCAUUGAAGAUUCACUUUAAGCAACCGAAAGACUGGAAUGGUGCAAUUCUAGUUGCACCUAUGUGCAAGAUUUCAGAUGACGUGGUACCAGCUUGGCCUGUUCAGCAAGUUCUGAUUUUCAUGGCUAAACUUCUUCCAAAAGAGAAGCUUGUUCCACAGAAAGACUUGGCAGAAUUGGCAUUCAGAGAGAAAGAAAAACAAGAGCAGUGUUCUUACAAUGUGAUUGCCUACAAGGAUAAACCACGUCUCCGAACAGCUCUGGAGAUGCUGAGGACCACACAAGAGAUAGAAAGUCGCCUACAAGAAGUUUCCCUGCCCAUAAUCAUUCUGCAUGGUGAGGCUGAUUUGGUCACCGACCCAGGCGUGAGCAAAGAUCUGUAUGAAAAAGCGAAGACAUCGGACAAGACGCUGCGACUUUACAAAGACGGCUACCAUGCCAUCUUGGAAGGUGAACCGGACGAGGGGAUCUUCAAAGUUCUCGACGAUAUAAUCUCCUGGCUGGAUCAGCAUUCUGCAAAGGAGAUACCGUCGUCGUGAGCUGCACAGUUUUUUAUCCUUUAAUCAUUUGUCGAGCAUCACAGGUCACGGUUGGGAAUUCUAUUUUGGGUUUUACACUUGAUACACGCACUGAUUUCCUGCUGAUUGUGAAUAUGUAUCUAGCAUUCAUCAUGUUGGUGUGA
Aegilops tauschii subsp. strangulata is the source of this 1607-nucleotide messenger RNA. Its product is annotated as caffeoylshikimate esterase. The record is from RefSeq and is a predicted model, not a curated record. Lineage: Eukaryota; Viridiplantae; Streptophyta; Magnoliopsida; Poales; Poaceae.